Molecule: messenger RNA, 387 nt
Organism: Daldinia childiae
Lineage: Eukaryota; Fungi; Ascomycota; Sordariomycetes; Xylariales; Hypoxylaceae
Exons: 2
Coding region: 1-387 (128 amino acids)
Source: RefSeq, a predicted model, not a curated record
AUGGGAGGAUUCUACAUGCAGUAUCUCGAGAGCUUGUGCCGGCGUCGUGGGUGGCGAGACCCUUCGUACGAGUGUUACAGAGAUCCCAGUGGCUACACGUGCCUGGUCCUGGUAAAUGGGCGCGAGUACCAGACGGACCUGGCAUACGAAUCGGAUCACCUGGCUCAGGAGAAUGCCGCCAUGAGGGCCUUCAUGGUGUGUCGGAACUUUUCUGUCAAUGGAGGCAUGCUCGCGCGUAACGGGAUCGUCCAGGGUCUUCCAGCCAAUGAGUCUACCAGACGCAAGAAGUCCCGCCACGCUUCUUCAAGCCACGGCCACACCCAGAAGGAGAGCCGCCAUAGGUCAGGACAUCACUCGAGCAGCAGCUCGACCGCAUCCUUCGAGUGA